AUGGCGACCAACGCCCACACAGAAGCCUACUACUACUUCCGCUACUCCAGCGAUGAUGCCAAUGUAACACUCCUCGUCGUCAAUGCUGUAGAUGCUAAAAGCACCAAUAUUGAGCUCUACGCAUCGACAGAUCUCGGUGCUACGUUUGACUUUGUGAAGCAAAUCGUUAAAGGGGGUGAGAUUGGCCUGAAAGCUGUGGGAGAGCCUCAUAUGGUGCUACACAAUGACCGCUUGACUGUCUACUACUCCGAUCGAGGAGAUGACAAGCAUAGACAGAAGAUAUCUCAGAAGUCAACGAACAGUGUUUAUGGAGCCUGGAGUGGUGCUACCGAUGCAGUUGCGUCAAGUGUCUUGGCAGAUCAAAUCGGCAUGGGAAGUGUCGCGAAGGUCACGAACAAUCAAUACAUCAUCACUUUUGAGUCAGAAGAAAUCGGCAAUGGUACUAGUCCACUGAGUUCCGUCAAAUUCAAAAUUGCCACAUCGCCCGAGGAUUUUGGCAAAGCAAGCACGCACGACGUCAUGACUGCCGCUGGCCUUAAGCCCCAGGGCGCUCCUUCCGUUACAUGGUCUUCGAUAGGUGGCCAAAAUGGUACCGUCAUCGUUUCUGGCUCGACAUCAAAUCUUUUGUUCGUCAAUCAAGCACUUGGCCAAGGGCCAUGGAGAGUCGUGGCAACGACCGCAGCUCGCGCCUAUGGGCGAGAGGUGCACGCAGGUAUGGCGCCAUAG
Molecule: messenger RNA, 726 nt
Organism: Parastagonospora nodorum SN15
Lineage: Eukaryota; Fungi; Ascomycota; Dothideomycetes; Pleosporales; Phaeosphaeriaceae
Exons: 4
Coding region: 1-726 (241 amino acids)
Source: RefSeq, a predicted model, not a curated record